Echinostoma caproni is the source of this 1489-nucleotide messenger RNA. The record is from the annotation of a GenBank genome assembly. NCBI's taxonomy places the organism in Eukaryota, Metazoa, Platyhelminthes, Trematoda, Plagiorchiida, Echinostomatidae.
GUAUCAUAACAGUUACGACUAUGCCAAUCACCCAGCAGAUCAAUUUAACCAGGCUAACCUGGAUCGUUCUCACCACGUUCAACAAUACGCUGAUUACACUCCAGUAGACCCUCAAGCGGAUAGUUCUUUUCAUCCCGGUGUCUCAUCUGCCUAUUAUUCAGAACCUCCUACAAAUGUGAAUGAGCAGCGUAUGGCCAGUAAUGCUAUUGCCAGUAGUUUGGAUCAAUGCAAUGUUGAAGAUCCAGGUAAUACGUCGGCUACAACUGUAGGGGUUUCUGAAUCCCCGAUGAACCAGAAGGAACCUAUAAAACAAGAGGAUCUAUCAAAAUCUUCAGUGAACCGCACAGGUGGAUCUCCAAAAGCUGGUGGUUCAUUGGCUCCGAGGGGAAGCUUGAAGACAGCUGUUCGGUCCACGGUCCACGAUCGGUCUAAAAUUGCAGCUAAAAAGCAACAAAGGCGCUCAAACAAUCCAUCAACCAUGGAGACAACUAAAGCUUCAGAAACUUCAGCGGUAGCAGCCACAUCGACUGAUCAAGUCGAUCCGUUCACACAGUGGUAUCAAAUGAUGUCACAGUACUACAGUCAGUUCUAUCCUGGUUAUCAGCUACCUCAACCUCCUGGUAUGUCCACAAAAAUAGUUUCGGAUGAACCGAAGAUGACUGCAAAACCUGAUCGCGCUGUCAAACCCACUUCCGCACAUAUGAAGCAAUCUGGCUACUUGCCUGCGCAAUUGAGCUAUUCAGCUCGUCCAGGUGCGUUGGCUACCACGACUACGGGUGCUCCAGGCAAUUUCGAUUAUGCAGCUUAUUACUAUCAGUAUUACUAUGAAGCUGCUGCUGCUGCGGCUGCUGCUCAAAUGUGGACCGGUGGCCAGUUCUAUCCAGGUUAUGAUCCAUCUGGAAGACAAACUCCGAAGUUGUUUCCUACUCCACACGUUCGUGGUGGUCUUAACACGCCGGGUAUUCUGUUACAAAUAUUGCCCAACCGACCAUCUGACGGUGAGCUGGCGCGAAUUGAACUGUUGGACAUGUCCGUGUUGGCCAAUGAUGCAGUCGCUGAAGCCACUAAAAGAGCUGCUGAAUCAGGCAACUACAUGGGCAGUUUGGCUCGGUUAGCCGAACUCCGUCUAAAUCGCGACCCAGACGAAGUGAGAGAUGCAUUUAGUAGUGGCGCGUCUGGACUGGAGUCUCCCGGACGUCUGUCCAGCCUACAAGCCGGUGCUGGGGGUGAUGAUGACGGAGAGGAAGUGCGCGCUUGUGCUGCGAUCGCACUGGCUUGGGAUCGUACCGACCACGUAUUCUACCCAGGUCCACUCAGUCGUACCGGAACUCUCAAAGCAGAUGUGUUGGUGUUUCUGCGUGACAAACUGGCUGAGAUUCAAGACCGGCUACCCACGGACUGGGAAUCUGCUGGAUUAUUGAUAUCAUUUCUGGAAUUCAUGGUGAAGAACAAUGGCGUAAGUGUUUUUCCAUUUUUUUGUUCAUCCUAA